AUGUCUGACCACAAUGAAAAAUAUCCCGGUUACGAAAAACUUACUUCAUAUUUGAGCCGAUAUGAAAAUAAAUCCUUCUGGGGUUUUUUGCUUUGUUGUCGAGACACAAUCGUCAACAUCACUUCAGCUACUGCCGCUGGUAUGACCUUAACAACUCCUGGUCGCGGUCGCGGUUUGACUAAGGGAGAACUACUGGGUAUGACUGCUUG
This is a messenger RNA of Diversispora eburnea, 209 nucleotides long. Lineage: Eukaryota; Fungi; Glomeromycota; Glomeromycetes; Diversisporales; Diversisporaceae. The record is from the annotation of a GenBank genome assembly.